CAUCCCCUUAAACCGCAGUUAUUAUUCUAAUUAGAAUCAAAAUGAUAGUCAAUAUGAAUAAAUUACAGUCGCUGCGAAAAAUGUAUCCUAAUUGAGGUGACUCAUGGAACGUGGUAUCUAUUCGGAAGCCAUCAGUACUAAUGUAAGUAACAGCCGUGAAAGCCUUAAAGUCAAAACUUUAAGAUUUGUAUAAUAUAAUCUUCAGAAUUAAGGGGGUACGCCACCUUGACAAGUUCCAAAAUGGAAAAUUUUUUGCUUUAUUUUAAUGUUUGCAGUGUCCGAAAUGUUGGGCCAAAAGAAUUUUUCAAAAUACGAAGUAUUUAAAGUUACAGCACUUUGAAGAAUCGCGUGUCCGCGCAGGUAGAAAGCCGCGUAGCGGAAGAGACCAUUAUAUUUGUAUCAGAGUGACGUGUUUAAUAAAAGUUUAAAACUACUUAUUAAUCCCCAAAAACAGUUAUUCGAUUCUAUUGAUUAGUCUCUGAGAAAUAUCACUUCGAAUGUGACCCAUUUUUUGAGGCUGUCAAGGUGGCAUACUCCCUUAAAAGUACAUAAAGCAAAAGAUAAAUAAUCAUGAAUGACGGAGUGAGACCGAGAGUAGAAAAAAUCUCCACACAGACGCCUCGCUUUCCAUUUCAUCCACGCUAGUUCCUCGUACGAGCCAGUUCUCUUUCAGUCGUCGAAUCUCACUGAUCAUUGCGCGCCACUAUUGUCCUAAGAGAGGGAGAUUUGCAAAUAAUUGACACUGACGGGAUUCUCAGAUAAAGACAAUCAGCAAAUCGAAGAGGCAUCAUUCUCUUUUUUUCGGCUUUAUCUAAUUUCUUCAUUGUUCCGCCAAUAAGUGUGCGUUUCUUUCAUUUUUAUUGAGACAAACGCGUCUGCUUUAUCUAGAUCGGAAAUUCGUGCAACAACGAAAAAUCUAUCAAUCCGUCCCUGUGCUUCUUGAAAUUGACUUCAUGGUAUCUGGUAUCAGUGUUCACCAAGUUGCGAUAAUGAGGAAGUAACUGGGGACGAAGAAGAAAGUGACUAUUGGUUUAGACAUCAAAGCUGCAUUAUGUCAUAUUGGCAAUUCGCAUUGAUUUUGUGUGUCUGUACAAAUCUCAGCAAGUUAUUUUGUGUUUCCGCACAAGCCCACCUGAAAGAUAGAUUAAACAAGUUAAACGAGAAUGCCGGCAGCUAUUCGCUGCCCGCUUAUGCUGUCGCUUCAACCGCCGAUCUCCUCAAUUCGACGAUAUGUAGGAAGGAAUUGCAAGACUUCCGGGACGCAGUCGAUCAGCGCAUAUUAUGGAGCUUGAGAAUGUUAGAUUCUAGCGGCGAGCCUAAACCGGGUUUUCUCUAUGGAAAUAAUUACUGGCUGGGCAGUCAUAAUCAAUGCGACGAUACGAUGAAUACAGUUCCCUUAGAGAUUUCAAAGCAGGAUUUAUUAAACAAUACGCAAUACCGUGAUCCACAAAAGGAGUUCCCGCCUUUCAAAGUGCAUUACCUCGUCGCUUAUUUCAGGCACAACAGUACUCUUCAAUACCACGUGAAUUUACACGACGAAGACAUUAUUACGCUCGGUCUCUGUUUACCGGCAUCGUGCCGUACGAGCGAUUUGAGUUUCAUUCUGGAAAGGAUAUUUUACAAUAGAAGUCUUCUAAUUGGUCACAUUUAUUCCGCGGAUUUCACGUUAAUCGAAGUUAAAGACCUGAAGAAUGAUUAUCAAUGGCUAUUCAAUGGCACGUCUCUUCUUAUCUUCUGGAUUGUUUUAGUCUUCACUUUGGCAAUGAUGAUAAUUGGAACUGUCUAUGAUAUUUUCAUUUAUCAAAAUUAUUUAUCUAUGAAAAAAGUGAACACUAGGAUAAAAGACCUCCGCGAGGAAGUGGAAUUCAUCGCUUUAUCUUCAAAAGAGGAAAGUAAAGUUGGAAAAGUUCUGAUGUGUUUCUCCAUUUACACAAACACGAGAAUAAUAUUUGACACAAGCUUAAGCGCCAAUGCAAUACCUGUCAUACAUGGCUUACGAUUCCUAAGCAUGGGUUGGAUCAUUAUGAUUCACACCACGUUAUUCAUACUCCCAUAUAUUGAUAAUAAAAUAUGGCUUUGGAAAAUGUCUCAGAGUUUUAUCGCUCAAAUACUAAGCAAUGGAAGCAUAUCGGUCGACACAUUUUUUUUCCAAAGCGGAUUUUUAGUGACCUAUUUAUAUCUGAAGAACAGAACGAGCAAAGAACAAACCAAGCUUAAUUUUAGAGCGAAGCUAAAUUUAUUCUUUGGCUUCAUAAUAAAACGAUUUAUGCGGCUAACACCGACUUAUAUAAUGGCGUUAGGAAUAGUACUGGUAACUUCGAGUUGGUAUGAUAAGACUUCGGAGUUUUAUAUGGACGAGAGACCGCAAGAAACUUGUACAAAGUAUUGGUGGAGAAACCUCUUGUACAUAAAUAAUCUAUUCGAUCAUAAUGAUCUGUGCAUGCAAUGGAGUUGGUAUAUAGCCAAUGAUAUGCAAUUCUAUGUAAUUGGUGUGGCUCUGUUGAUUUUGUCGUCCACCUACUUCUAUACGGCUGCCGUCAUAUUAGGAGCCCUUCUAAUAGGAUCAAUUGUGUUGACUGGUUAUAUCUCAUACGUUCACCAACAUACUCCAAUAGUAACUGAACUAUAUAAAGUUCUAAAUGUCUUGUAUGACCCACCCUGGGUCCGAAUAAGUCCAUAUAUUAUUGGAAUGAUCACAGCUUACAUUUUAAUAAGGCUGAACAACAAAUUAGUAUUGAAAAAGACAACUGUAGUAUUAUGUUGGUGCUUUGGUAGCAUUUGCAACAUUCUUGUACUGUUUGGCCUUUAUAACCGAUAUAUAUCCGUUCUGUCUUUUGCUGUCUACGUUGCAAUAAGCAGGACAGUUUGGGCUAUAGGUAUAGCUUGGAUAGUAAUAGCAUGUAGCACUAAACAUGGAGGCAUCGUUAAUGAGCUAUUAUCAUUCAGAGGCUGGAUUCCUCUCAGUAAACUCACAUACGGCGCUUAUCUCUUAAAUCCUUUUGUUUUAAAUCUCGUUCAUUUAGACAGUGAAGCGUCGGUUCACGUAGGACUUAUGUCCAUAAUUACUAUAUUUAUGGGAAUCUUCGCAACAAGUUUUUUGUGCUCUUACAUAUUAAAUUUGAUGGCAGAAACACCAUACGCAUUGCUAUUACGAAUGCUGACGCAACCUCGCAGCAAAAAGAAAUAUAAAUCGCGAGAAAUCGUGAUUUCCUCUACAAAUAUAUAAUAAAAAAUAUCGCAGUAUAUCUUGCUAUACGAGUGUAAGUAAUCGGUUAUAAUCGCACAGUCUGCAAAUCAUGUGUCCUUAAUAAAUCCAAUUCUGAGACACGAUAUGAUUUACUUCUAUGUAUUUCCAUAGGUUUAAUUAGCAUCAUUAUAACAAUAAUGCUAUAAAAGUACAAAGCACUUUUUAUUGACUUUCUUGGAAUUUUAAAAGGAACAUGGAAAUGUUUAUAUCAAUCGUUACAUCAAUUAAUGUAAGCUCUGAAUAUUGUAAAAAAUCGUAAAUAAAUGUGUAACAUUACAUAUGCAUCUACCCUAACUAUUACCUUUGAAAAUGGAAAGAAGUAUGAUUUUAAAAUUUAAAUAAUACUGAUUUGCAAAUUAUGCAAAUGAUCUAGUAAAAGCAAAACAUGCCAUGUUCCACAGAGAGCUCACCUAUAGCGCAGCACAUCCAAAAACAACCAAUAUGAAAAUAGUUUUUCAAUUACCACUGUUGACGGGAUAAAAAUAUCAAUGAGAAACAUGCCGAAUAACGAUAUGAUAAAUUAUAUAUAUUUAAAACGUUUGCCACCACCACGUAUGGAUUGAAUACUCCAUCACAGAUCAUUUGAUAUUUUUCUUCAUUUUUGAUAUUCAUAAAAUGGGCUUUGUCUUAUUUUUGAAAUGAAAACAUGGAAUACAAAAUUGCUAGCACACACAUAUGCAAUACUUUCUUUUAUAUGAAAUCGAUGCGUCACACAUAUGUGAUACUUGGUAGUGGACAUGUUAAUGUAUUUAAUAUUUUUUUUAGGAAUAAUGAUAGAAGUAAAAUUUAAACAUAAUUAAAAUAAAUAAAAGAAUGAAUUGAUAAUUAUAAUUGUAUAAUAAAGUCUAUCCACAUAAAUCUUCCUGUAACUGUUUCUCGAGCUGUUCUUUCAAGAUUAAAGAUUCCCUUGUUCUUUGAUACACGAGAUUCUAAAGUAUUAUAAGUAUUAUAAGUAAUGCGCGUUACACAAUGAAGCUCUAUUUCCCAACUCGCAUAAACUCGCAUAACACCCAGAUAAUUUUAGAUGCUUUUACUAAAAAUUGAAUUUGUUAUGGCAUAUUAUAGUUUUUACAGUAUACAGUACGAAUUCUUCCAUAUAUUUUAAUAUAUUACAUAUUGGUAUCAAAACAAGCGAACAGUUUGUGUCGGAUUGGUAGAAAAUUUUAUCAGAAAGAAUUUAUAAGAUUUUUUAAUAAAGGACCAAUUAUCAAUGGCUGCUAAGCUAUUGGCACAUAGCUAUCGUUUGGUAUGUCGAAAAUUCGAAAAAAACAGUAAUAACAAUAAAAAUAAAAUAAUAUGUUAAAAGAUAGCCUUUCACGUAUCUAUAUCAAGAAAUUAAAAUAAUAAAAAAUGCUUAUUUGAUACAUUUUAUAAUUACAGUUUUGUUUUAAUGCAUACUUGUCGUUUGAUGAUGAUUGGUACUAUAUAUGAUAUACGUAUUCGUAUGUAAAAAACAUUUAAAUGUGAGAAAGCAAGACGAUAUUAGUAAGCAUCACAUUCAAAACUUUUUUAUACUUUGCUAAUCGAAAUAUUACAAAUUUUUUACUGUUUGUACUUUUUCAUUACAUAUAAUUGAAAUACAUUCGUAAAGUUAUCGUUAUGUCAUCUAAUUCUUAUUUACAACAUAAUGAAAAUGGUUUUGUAUAUGUACAGAUAAUAAAGUAUAGAUUUGGAGAAUGAUUUUAAUCAAGUAAAUAAUAAACAAUCUAACAGUAGCAAUCAACACAUAGGUUUCCAAAGCGGAUCUUUAAUGAUCUAUUUAUAUCCGAGGAAGAUAACGAAGAAGGAACAGAUUGUGAUAGUUAAUUAUAUAACGAAGUUAAAAGAGUUCUUUGUUUUGAUAAUACGUAAAUUAAUUCGGUAUAUUCUUCUCAUUAGCGUAAUUAAGAUGAA
Messenger RNA from Ooceraea biroi (clonal raider ant), 5140 nucleotides. Its product is annotated as nose resistant to fluoxetine protein 6. Gene Ontology annotation, molecular function: acyltransferase activity, transferring groups other than amino-acyl groups. NCBI's taxonomy places the organism in Eukaryota, Metazoa, Arthropoda, Insecta, Hymenoptera, Formicidae. The record is from RefSeq and is a predicted model, not a curated record.